Messenger RNA from Rhinocladiella mackenziei CBS 650.93, 1524 nucleotides. RefSeq lists its product as uncharacterized. The record is from RefSeq and is a predicted model, not a curated record. The transcript has 2 exons. Gene Ontology annotation, molecular function: oxidoreductase activity, acting on paired donors, with incorporation or reduction of molecular oxygen, reduced flavin or flavoprotein as one donor, and incorporation of one atom of oxygen; heme binding; iron ion binding. The coding region runs from base 1 to 1524 and encodes 507 amino acids. NCBI's taxonomy places the organism in Eukaryota, Fungi, Ascomycota, Eurotiomycetes, Chaetothyriales, Herpotrichiellaceae.
AUGUAUUCGAAUUUCCAUUCAAAGUUUGUGUGCGUACUGGCCGCCGCGCUGGUGACCAUCGCAUUUGUCUUCAUCAGGCGAUUCUUUAUCCGCCGUCAGUUCGCGCGCCGCCAUGGUUGCCAACCAGUGGCGAGAUCCUACAAUAAGGAUCCUUUCUUGGGGCUCGACACCAUACCUACGAUCAUCCGCGUUCUCCGGCAGCAUAAGGUUCUUGAAGCGAGUUGCGAGCGCUUUCGUAUCUACGGAAACACGUUUGCAGUAAAGGAGCUUCUACAUCGUUUAAUUUUAACCGUGGAGCCGCAGAAUAUCAAAACAAUUCUAUCAACUAAUUUCCAGGAUUAUGGCAUUGGCCAUCGCCUUAAAGCGUUCAACCCUCUGUUGGGGCAAGGCAUCUUCGACACCGAUGGCGACCACUGGGCCUCGUCGCGCGCCCUCUUGCGGCCCAAUUUUACCCGUGACCAGAUAGCAGACCUGACGUCGUUUGAGAACUUAGUUCAGGACCUCUUUUCACUACUUCCGCAUGAUGGAGCAACAGUAGUGGACUUGCAGGAUCUCUUUUUUCGCUACACUAUUGAUUCCGCGACCGAGUUCCUGUUCGGACAGUCGGUCGGUAGUCUGAAGAAGACCCAGUCGGAGCUCAGUUUUGCGCAGGCAUUUAAUUAUGCCCAGGAUGCCAUCAUAAUGCGGGCCACUCUGGGCCCAUUGAACAUAUUUUACCGCGACCGGAAGGCCGACAAAUGCAAUCGCAUCUGUCGGGAGUUCGCCCAGCAGUUCGUCGAGGAGGCACUCUACGCCGUUGAGUCCGGAAAGGAAGCCAAAGAGAAAGAACAACCUGAGACGAAGCGCCAGAAGUAUAUCUUUUCACACGAAUUGGCGUGGCGAAUCUCCGACAAGCAUCGCAUUCUGGAUGAGCUGAUGAAUAUUCUGUUAGCUGGCCGUGAUACUACUGCUAGUCUACUCAGCAAUCUGUUCUUCAUGUUGGCCAAGCAUCCGGCAAUUUGGGACAAGUUGCGUAAAGAAGUAGCUGGUCUACAGGGUAGGCUACCAACUUAUGAGGAGCUUCGAAGCCUCAAAUAUGUCCAGUGCUGUAUAAAUGAAUCGUUACGUUUGCAUCCAGUUGUCCCACGGAACCAACGCGAGGCAGUACGAGAUACUGUUCUGCCACUUGGAGGAGGCAUGGACGGCCUCUCACCAGUCUUUGUGCCUAAGGGCACCCGAGUCUGCUAUAAUAUAUAUGCAAUGCAUCGACGGAGAGACUUCUACGGGCCGGACGCAGAAGAAUUCCGUCCAGAGCGCUGGGAGAGUGGACGACUGCAGCCACGCUGGGAAUAUCUACCUUUCAAUGGCGGCCCACGCAUCUGUCUCGGCCAGCGAUAUGCGUUGACCGAAGUUGCUUAUGUUGUCGUCCGCAUGGCCCAAGAGUUUCAACUCUUGGAGAGUCGAGACCCAGGACCGUGGGAGGAGUCGUUGGCCUUGACUCUCUGCUCCCGGAAUGGAACGAAAGUGUGUCUCACUCCGGCUUGA